AUGCAGAGCUUGUUGACCAACCAUGUCAGCGUCAGCGAGCACCGCCCCCGCUCCGGUCCGAGCCUCCGCUUUAUUAGCUGCCAACAACAGAGCAUCCGAGGCGCAAUGGCGUCGCGUCGGUAGCCAGCCAGCCAGCGAGCCAGCUAGGAGACGACAAGCCCCACCCACCAAGCGAGCAGAGCAGGCCACGCGCGCGAGGGCGGUGGAGAUCGAGGAGGAAGACGACAAUGGCGCGGAUCGACGGCGGCAGCGCGCUGGCGUUCUGCGUGCUCCACGACCUGCUGGGCGCGGCGGCGUUCCUGGCGGCGCACCCGCUGCACGCCGCCUACGCGCUCUUCUUCCACCGGGGCCUGCUCGCGCUCGCCGCCUUCUUCUGCCCGCUGCUGCUCUCCACGGCGCUCCUCCUCGUCGUGCUCCUCACCGCCGCCCCGUACGUCGCGCCGGGGCGGGCCGGGGCGCGGUACCUCGGCAGCACCUGCGGCGUCGCCGUCGCCGCGCUCUGCGCCGGGCUGCGGCCCGACGGCGGGCUCGGGCUGAUCGGCCAGCUCUGCUCCUUCGUGCUCGGCCCGGCGGGCGUCGGCGAGGUCGUGUUCGUGGGCGAGGUGUGUGAUGCUGGUGGUGGUUCUUGCUUUCUUUUGGAAGAGAAGAGCUUGCUGUAUGCUUAUGCUACCCGAGAGCUGGAGGGUGAGCUGCCAUUGCAGAGUGUGUCUCGAGAAGAGAUCUGCUUCCUGAGCAAUGGGGAAUUUUAUGAAGAAGAUAUGCCCAAUUUCAAGGAUGAAAUUCAGGAGAAAAAUGUGGUCUGUGAGGAUCUGAAGAAGGCUCCGGAAACCUUGUCUUCUUCUUCGGAGCAUUGCUGUCCAGGUGAGACAUUCAUGCCGGUGCCAGAGAUGGAAGAGCAGGAGAAAUCCAUCAACAAUGUAAGCUUGCCAGAGAGAAAGGGAUUCAGCAGUGAUGCGGUUAAGGAAAAGAGAUUGGAGUGUGACCCUGUUCCUCUGUCAGCAAUGGAGGCGAACACACCUGAGCGGGUCAGCAAGCCACGCUCUUCGAUUUCUCAGCGAAUAAGGCAAUGGGAAUCUGGCAAUCUGAAGCUUGUUCUUGAUGAAAUCGAGGAUAAUCCGGUGGAAAUCUGUUUCGAGAAGGAAUCAUUCAAGGGUGUGAAGGAAGCCGUGCCAUUGAAGACUGAAUCUUGCGAUCAAAAGCAGAGUGAAGACCAGCUCGCUCAAGAAGAAUCUGACCGGAAGCAAUCGCCAGAGGAGGAACUUGUAGAUGUCAAGGAAGAAUUGGUGCGCUCGAAGGUGGCGGAAAAAUGCAGCGAAGACCUGCGAGCUGAAGAAAUCGCCUCCAUUAUCGGUGAACCCGAAGCAGACCCGCCGCAAGAACAGAGGAGGGAGGACGUGCAGGCCGAAGAAGAUGCGCAGCCUAACGGACAAGACCAUCAAGAAGAUGUGCAGGAAGAGCAGGAGCACGAGGACGCGGACGGCGGGGAGGGUCCCCUGAGGUCGACGUCCAUCGCGCGGCGCGUGCACACGCGGACCUCGUCGGAGAGCCUCGCCGGCGCGGGCGAGGGGUCGCCGUCCAAGGGGAAGGAGUGGAAGCGGACGCUCGCGUGCAAGCUGUACGAGGAGCGGAUCCAGCUCAAGGUCUGCCGCGACCGCGCCGUGGCCGGGGCGUGCGCGGACGACAUGGACAUGCUCUGGGAGGCUUACGAGACCGGGGGCGGCAGCAGCAGCGCCGUCGCCGUCGCCGUCGCCGGCGACACCAAGCCCCGAGGUGGCGGCGGCAGCAAGGCGAACGAACAAUCCGUUGACGAGGAGGAGGAGGAGGAAGACGAGGAGGACGAAGGGCCGGUGCGGCAGCUGUGCUGCCUGCAGGCGCUCAAGUUCUCGACGAGGAAGAUGAACCUCGGGGGCGGCAAGCCGAGCCUGUCCAAGAUCUCCAGGGUGCUCAAGCGGAUGACCGCGCUGUCCAGGGUCGGGUCGCGCCGUAAGUGAUGAUGAUCGGCACUGGCCGUCGCUGCAUGGACGGUUUCCAUGGAUCUAGAGCUAUGGUGACAAGUGUAUCAGUGUGUUCAGUUUGUGUAUACGUAUAUGAUGAUGGAAAUAUAUAUGGGCCUGUUUGGUUUGUGCUCUCA
Molecule: messenger RNA, 2131 nt
Organism: Aegilops tauschii subsp. strangulata
Lineage: Eukaryota; Viridiplantae; Streptophyta; Magnoliopsida; Poales; Poaceae
Source: RefSeq, a predicted model, not a curated record